Megalops cyprinoides (Indo-Pacific tarpon) is the source of this 784-nucleotide messenger RNA. RefSeq lists its product as uncharacterized. The transcript has 2 exons. Gene Ontology annotation, cellular component: transcription regulator complex; nucleus. The coding region runs from base 17 to 727 and encodes 236 amino acids. Gene Ontology annotation, molecular function: DNA binding. The record is from RefSeq and is a predicted model, not a curated record. Lineage: Eukaryota; Metazoa; Chordata; Actinopteri; Elopiformes; Megalopidae. Gene Ontology annotation, biological process: regulation of transcription by RNA polymerase II.
CGAGCCAUCGAAAAAGAUGGAGGAAAAGUUGAUCCUAGCCGUCUACGAAUACCCAGAGCUUUAUAAUUCAACGCUCCCAAUAUAUCGUAACAUUGACAGGAAAGCAAAUGCCUGGCGGAGUAUCGGCGCAUUAGUGGGGCUGUCGGGAGAGGAAGCGAAGCGGAAGUGGAAGAACCUGCGAGAUCGCUACAUAAAGGAGGUGAAGGCGGAAAGGCAGAGGAGCGGGCCAGAGAGUGGCAGCCAGAAGCAGUGGAGGUACCGCCACAUUCUGGAGUUUCUAAAGCCCUUCGUCCGUGACCGGCAACAGAAGAUAUGCAGCUCGCCGGAGAGGCAUGACUACAGCAACUCGGAUGAGGGAGAUGACAAGAGCAAGCUCAACCUGAUGCCCAAGUUAGCCCCCAUGGCUCAGCUGGCCCAGCUGACCCAGUUAGCCCUGGUGACCCAGCUAACACCCAUGCCCCAGCUUGCUCAUGCCCGAGGACAGGGACCCAUGGAGGCUCCACCUUCAUGCUCUUCCUCCUCCGUCCUUCCAGUGAGGGCUCCCAGCAGGAAGAAGAGGCCGGCAGAGAGUGCGGAGCUGGCACUGCGUUCGGCCGACUCGCCCACCGACGAGGACGAGCUCUUCCUCCUGAGUUUGGUCCCAGCUCUUAAGAGACUCCCACCGCAGAAACGUUGCGAAGCCAAAAUCAGAAUCCAGCAGAUCAUGUUCGAGGUGGAAUUUAAGUGACAGGGGGGCCCCCUGUGGUGCUGGGGGCCAUGAGGACAUUCUCGCUCUCCCACUGUC